Molecule: messenger RNA, 2787 nt
Organism: Clonostachys rhizophaga
Lineage: Eukaryota; Fungi; Ascomycota; Sordariomycetes; Hypocreales; Bionectriaceae
Source: the annotation of a GenBank genome assembly
AUGAAAGCUUAUACAACAAUCGAUUACGAUGCAAUUAUCGUUGGAAGCGGCUUCGGGGGAUGCUAUGUCUUGCAUAAGCUCCGUACAGCUGGGUUGAGGUGUCUUGUGAUUGAUGAUGCCGCAGAUCUCGGCGGUGUCUGGUACUGGAACUGCUACCGGGGUGCUUGUGUAGAUACGCCAGCACCUCUGUAUGAGUUCUCUAACCCAGCCCUCUGGAAGGACUGGAUGUCGUCUGAGAAAUACCCUAGCCGUGACGAGCUGCGCCGAUACUUCGAUCAUGUCGAGGCCAACUUGAACUCGAACAAAGAUAUAAUUUUCAACACCCAUGUGGUAGCGGCUGACUUUGUCGAAGCCGGAAAUUACUGGAAGGUUUUGGAUAAUGCUGGUGUCAGCCGCACCGCAAGGUAUUUUAUCCUCUGUACCGGCUUUGCGGCCAAACCGUUCAUUCCCAACGUGGUCGGGGCAGAGACCUUUGCAGGCAUCUCUUGCCACACUUCCAAGUGGCCACAAGGAGGCAUUGACUUCCGUAUUCGCCACUGGAUCGACUCUGUCACGGGCGGAAUUCUAUCCAUCGACAUCAAGGGUGUUGACGGCUUAUCUCUGCAACAGAAGUGGAAGGAUGGCACAUAUACCCAUCUCGGUAUGAUGACAUCGGGCUUUCCCAACAUGAUGUUCCUGUAUGGCCCUCAGGGACCAACAUCGGUUUGUAACGGUCCAACCUGCGCUGAAGUCCAGGGAGACUGGAUCGCCAAGACAAUCAUUCAUCUCCAAGAUCUUGAUCGUCAACGUAUUGAUGCGACAACAGAGGCUAAGCAGGAGUGGCGAACCCUGGUAAAUCAGAUUGGCGAGACCUUACCUCCACAGACUACAUCUGAAUAUAUGGGCACAAAUAUUCCUGGAAAGCCCAAAGCAGAACGCCUCAAGAUGCUGCAACACUCUACAACAUUGGUUGUUGGCCUCCUGACACAACUCGCAGCCUGCAAACACGGCCAUGGAUCCUCAAUGGAACGCUCUGUACUUGCUACCAGAGCAGACAAUCAAUCCUUGGGCUACCUCAACCCUUCUUGGUCAGUCUCCGAUAGAGUCGAGGACCUGCUCUCACGCAUGACAUUGGAAGAAAAGGCCGGUCAGAUGUUUCAGGAUUCUAUAGCGAUUGGAACAAACUACACUCUAAGUGAGAAAACACCCCCUGGCUACCCGAUCGACCUCAACAGCACGGAGAACAUGGUCGGCGAGAAGCACAUGACACACUUUAACCUUUUGUCGCCAAUCGACAACGCGGGAAAGGUCGCUGGAUGGUACAACCUGCUCCAGAAACGAGCCCUGGACACGAGGCUGGGCAUCCCAAUCUCUCUUUCUUCUGAUCCCCGCCAUCACGAAGCGGACACCUUUGGGGCCUCCAUCAGCCCCGGAGUCUUCUCACAGUGGCCAGAGUCACUUGGUCUGGCGGCCCUGCGUGAUCCGGGGCUGGUGGAAACAUUUGCUGAUAUCGCGAGGCAAGAAUAUCUCGCCGUCGGUCUUCGAAGCUCGCUCCACCCACAGGUUGAUCUCGCAACAGAACCCAGGUGGGCCCGUAUCUUUAGCGUCUGGGGAGAAGAGGCAGACUUGACGGCCGAGUUGGUUGUUGCCUACAUCAAGGGCUUCCAAGGCGAGGAAUUUGGGCCAGCCUCGGUCAGCACGGUGACCAAACAUUUUCCCGGGGGUGGUCCCGUCGAGAAUGGAGAAGACUCUCACUUUGUCUACGGCAAGAACCAAACCUAUCCUGGAAACAACUUUGACCAUCACCUGAUCCCAUUCAAGGCUGCACUCAAGGCCGGUGCUAGGCAGAUGAUGCCAUAUUACUCGCGGCCAAUUGGGACAGAGUAUGAAGAAGUGGGUUUCGGAUUCAACAAAGGGAUUAUCACGGACCUGUUGCAAAAUGAGCUCGGGUUUGAGGGCAUCGUGUUGACCGACUGGACUCUCUUGUCGGAUAGAAUACUAUUCGGUCUUCCGUUCCCCGCUCGCGCGUGGGGCAUGGAGGAUAAGACGGAACACGAGAGAGUGCUCAAGAUCAUCGAGGCUGGCUGCGAUCAGCUUGGCGGCGAGAACCGGCCUGAGCUGCUCGUCGACUUGGUAAAGCAGGGACUCGUACCGGAAACACGCCUCGAUCACUCGGUUCGUAAACUGCUCAAGGAGAAGUUCCUCCUCGGCUUGUUUGACAACCCAUUUCUCGACACUGAGGCUGCUGACAAAGUGGUGGGCAACCCAGAGUUCCAGCGUAUCGCCGAUGAAACACAGCGCCAGUCUUUUACUCUUUUGUCCAACAAGAAUGACUUACUCCCGAUAAAGAAGGAAGUUCCUGGUUCGGCAGUCUACAUUGAGGGUCUGAACCAGACGACUGUGGAAGCGAGGGGCUUCAAGGUAGUGGCAACCCCCGAGGAGGCCGACUGGGCGUUCCUCCGACUUGCUGCACCUUUCGAGGUCAGAAAUGGGACUCUUUCUGAGUAUAUGGGCUUCCAGCAAGGCAGUCUUGAGUUCAAGGCUGCCGAGAGGACGCGGCAAGCUGCCAUUUACAAGGCUGUCCCUACUAUUGUUGACAUCAAGCUCGACCGUCCCGUGGCGAUACCAGAAGUUGUCGAGCAGGCCGCAGCCGUGUUUGGAACCUUUGGAGCCAGCGGCGACGCGUUCUUAGAUGUAGUGCUGGGUGAAGCUAAGCCUCUUGGGAAACUCCAGUUUGACCUACCUCGUUCUGACAAGGCGGUUGAGGCACAAAAGGAGGAUGUGCCUUUUGAUACUACAGAGCUGUAG